AUGCUCCUUUCCAGAUACAAGCCUUGGGUCGCGCAGAUUCAAAAGACUGAUGCCACCGAGAUCUUGCUAUCUGUCGAGGCCCACAUUGCUCACGCCACCUCCACGGGCCAGCAAUGUAUUUUCCGUCAAAGCGAUCUGAGCAAUUGCUUCACUCGCCUGGAUGUGGACAUCGCCAAACAAUUGGCGCAAUGGUUUGGGAUGCUCCCCAAACACGCCGAGCUUUACUUUGAGCUCAAUCGUCGCAGGCCCGCUGUCAUCAAGGCUGGCUCGGCGGUUAGUCAGUGGCAGGUUCCAGACAGGGGCAUGCCCCAAGGUGAUCCGGUGAGUCCUCUUGCAGCGGCCUUGUAUGCGGCGGCUCAUGAGGCCGUGAUCCGGAAUGACUUCCCCGCGGCUUCCUUCUACACGUUUGUGGACGACCGCACGAUAUGCACAACACAGGAGCAGCACAUGACAGGGGUUGUGAACCUUCUUCGUGAACUUGAUCAUCUCAGUGGACAAGCCGAAGACGCUACAAAGGAGGAAAUGGCUAUCGUCAAUGCAGUACCAGAAAGCCGUGAUCUUUUCCCUCACGCGCGGGACGAGUACAUUGACUUGUUGGGCAUUCGUUUUGACCUCAAUGGCAAGGCCGCUCCCAGCACUGCCCCCAGAGCCCGGGCUCGCUUCAAGGAGCUCGGGCUGCGGGUGGAACGUUUGGGCAAGAUCACGCGCAAUUUGCAACUGGGUUCUUCGCAGCUAUGCAAGGUGAUGAUCGCCACAAUGGGCCUUUUUCGAUGGGAUGCCGCGUGGAUCUCGUGCAAUUAUUCGGAGGUCAAGUCCUUGGCCACGAAGAUUGAAGUUACUUUGCAGGCUCGGAAACGCUACGCGGCAUGGCGCCAUCGUGGAGCUUCUUGGGUUUUGCAGCCGAAAGGUUGGCAUGUCGAACCUAUCGCUUUAAUAACCUUUGCGGCGAUCUGUGCUGGUCGACGAUUGCAAUUCUCUUCCUGGCGCACCGUCAUCGAGCAUGCUUGGUCCCAGCCGUCCGGUUUUCGCAAAAGCUUGGUGGAUCGCAUGAGGGAUGCCUACGAGCGUGUGGGCUGGGAGGCUACAGAUUCUCCUUGGACGGUUCAGACCCCGCAAGGCAGUUUCGACCUCAACAUGAUCAGCCGGGCCGUUUUUGGACACCUCCUGCGACAAGGGUGGAGACAUUACAUGAUGAAGUGCCACAACUCUUGCAGACACGUUUGCAUUGAUGUGGAUAGUAUCGAUGUCGUUCCUUUGCGCAAGUUUGUGGAUGCAACGGUUCCUUCUUCAAGAGCUUUGGCUUGGCGAUGCGCAGUUGCGGCAGAGCCCAACCAUGAGAGGAUGGCUCAUAUUGAUCCAGUCACCUUCCCUUCUCAGGCGUGCCCCCACUGUGGCGCUCAGCGCGCUACCACCUUUCACCUCAUGUAUGAAUGCGAUAGCUCUGCUGCUCUUCGGGCAGAGCUGGAUCUACAGCCCGACGCCCUCGGUGGUGAUCUGGCAGGGUCUCAACGAGCGGCUUGGUUGCAGAACGGUUGGGCGCAGUGGGUUCCUCCACCUGCGGCUGGCGAUUGGACUUGGCACAGAAUCACUCAGUGGAUUGAGGAAGUUCGUGCUUUGCUUGUGGCUCACCCUCCCAAGCUUUUCAAUGGUGAGUUUCUCAUUGCGACGGAUGGCAGCGCGCAGUCACCAGCAGACCCGGAGACUCGAGUGGCAGCUUGUGCUGCGGUGUGGCGAACGUCUUCUGGUUUAAUUUCCUGGUCCCAGCCUUUAGGCAAUAUUGAGAACACGGUCAAUGCUGCUGAGUUGGUCAUAGUCGUCGUGGUGGCAAAGGCGGCGGAGGCAGCGUCUAUGGCUUCUUCUUUGCGUAUUCUUACAGAUCAUGAAAGGGUUCCUGCAGCUUUCAAGAGCAGCAAAUCUUCGUGCGACAAAGUUUCUCUUUGGAAUGCUCUGAAGGAGGUUCACCGAGAUGCUGGUUUUCGUCUGAGUUGGGUUCCUGCGCAUGGCAAGCAUGCACAUGUUCAUGUUCCUACGGAGUGGAGAGAGCUCAACAUGGAGGCAGAUCGCCACGCCAGCUUAGCUGCUCGUGGCGCCGUACACUUGCUGAUUCCUUGGAUUGGCGAGGUAAAGAGGAAGCGGCAGCGCGCCGCAGAUAUCCUCAGGCUUAAGCUUGAGGUCUUUCGACCUACACAUCUUCAGCUUCUUGCAGGUGCUGGAGUUCGUUCUUGA
Symbiodinium natans is the source of this 2226-nucleotide messenger RNA. The record is from the annotation of a GenBank genome assembly. NCBI's taxonomy places the organism in Eukaryota, Dinophyceae, Suessiales, Symbiodiniaceae.